Molecule: messenger RNA, 4735 nt
Organism: Hemibagrus wyckioides
Lineage: Eukaryota; Metazoa; Chordata; Actinopteri; Siluriformes; Bagridae
Exons: 2
Coding region: 264-890 (208 amino acids)
Source: RefSeq, a predicted model, not a curated record
CUCUACCGCGGCUGCGCGUCCACCGCCGAACCCGGAAGUGGCAUACCUCUCCGGCACAAUGGCCACGCCCUCCUCCUAUUCUGGUUCGGCAGAGGAUUGCAGUGAUUUCCUGCUUCAGUGUCAACUAGCCAUGGAGAUGCAACCCCACUGCUUUCCCACCGACAGGGCAAAGUUUGCAUUCAUCAUCUCGCUUCUGACUGGGAAAGCACUCCGCUGGGCUGAUUCCCUCUGGCAGCAGAACAGCCCAGUUCUUCAGUCCGUUGAUGCUUUCGUCUCACUUCAGAGAGGUCUUUGGCAAACUCUUAUGGGAUACGAGUGCGGGAGAGCAACUCUACCACCUGAAACAAGGUACACGCUCCAUUAAUGACUAUACUCUGCAUUUCCGCACUCUAGCUGCUGCCAGUGGGUGGGAUGAACGCACCCUGCUAACCACCUAUCACCAGGGACUCGAGCCCGGGGUUCGUCUGCAGCUCGCCACCGUGGAUGACUCCAUAGGGCUGGAAAGCUUCAUUCAACCUGCCACUCGAGUCUCUGAACGACAGAAGCUUUGCCUGGCGGAGCCAAGGUUGUCACUCCCAUCACCCGUCCAUCGCCAUCCCAAGACCUCUCCCUCAUCCACCUCUCUAGAACCAGCAAUGGAACCCAUGCAAGUGGAACACUCCAGGCUUUCACCCUCUGAGAAAACGCCAGCUAACCCAGGGUCUCUGCCUCUACUGCGGCCAACCGGGACAUGCAUUGUCUGCAUGUCCCACAUGCCCAGUACGCCCCGCGCUCAGACUCUGGAUCAGCCGGCAACUUCAUCUCUGCCGACCUUUGCCACCAGUUGGGCCUCAAGAAGAGCCCUAACCCCGUCCACUACCGCAUCCACUCAAUCACCGGUAGCCCCCUAGGGCGGGGGACAGUGUGCUCCUUCGUGGGGCCAAUCCACAUUAGGAUUGGCUUUCUUCACUCGGAGAACAGUUAUUUCCUGGUUCUAGAGCGGCCCACUUCGGAGAUAAUCCUUGGACGGCCCUGGCUUAUGGCGCACUCCCCUACCAUUUCCACUGGAGAGGUUCUGAAGUGGGGAGAACACUGCGUCAAUCAUUGUUUUCCUAACCUCCCGCUUCAGGUUCCCAAAACUCCCUCCUUAUCCCUACAAUCCACAUCCAUUGAGAGCCCGCACCAAAAACAGCUUCCUUCCAUUCCUCCCCAAUACUUGGACUACCAAGACGUGCUUUGUCUGCGCAAGGCUUCCGAGCUUCCCCCACAUCGACCCUGGGAUUGUUGUAUUGAUCUCCUUCCUGAUGCCCCCAUGCCAUGAGGCAAAAUAUACUCCCUGUCCCUGCCGGAACACCAGGCCAUGGAGGACUACAUUUGAGAGGCCUAAAGCAAGGAUAUAUCCGUCCUUCUAAGUCCCCGGCUGCCUCAAGCUUUUUCUUCAUGGCCAAGAAGGACGGAGUACUCCGUCCUUGUAUUGUAUUGUAUUGUAUUGUAUUGUCCUUGUCCUCUCAGAGCAUGUCAUCUACCAUCUGGCAAACUUAUCCCAUUGCCCACUCCUCAACGCCCCUGGUCACACCUAGGAGUGGACUUUAUCACUGACCUGCCAGGCUCUGAAGGUUACACCUGCCUCCUGGUGGCAGUGGACCAGUUCUCCAAGGCCUGCCGCCUCAUCCCUCUUAAAGGCCUCCCCACAGCCUUGGAAACCGCAGAAGGUCUGUUCCAGCAUGUCUUUUGGAACUUUGGGAUCCCCGAAGAUAUUGUGUCCGAUAGGGCACCUCAGUUUGUCACGUGUCUGGAAGGCCUUCUUCAGUCACCUGGGUGUGACCACUAGCCUGACUUCUGGAUAUCACCCACAGUCCAACGGCCAAACCGAGCGUAAAAUCCAGAUCAUCAGUCGCUACCUACGUACCUUCUGCCACCACCAGCAACUCUCCUGGCAUCGCUACCUCCCGUGGGCCGAGUAUGCACAGAACUCCCUGCGUCAAUCCACCACCGGCCUCACCCCUUUCCAGUGCAUACUCUGAUUCCAGCCUCCAUUGUUUCCCUGGUCCGACGAACCUUCCACAGUCCCCUCAGUCCAACAUUGGUUCCAGGAAAGUGAGAGUCUGGAACUCCACCCACCAGAGAUUACAACAGGCCAUCCGGCGCCAUAAGCGGGCAGUGGACACCCGGAGGGAGGAAGCGCCAAAUUACCAACCUGGACAGAAGGUGUGGCUCUCAACAAGAGACCUGCAAUUACGUCUCCCCUGCAGGAAGCUCAGCCCCAAAUACAUCGGCCCGUUCCUCAUCUCCCGUCUCAUCAACCCGGUUACAGUGCAACUCCAACUUCCAUCACACUACAAAAUUCACCCCACAUUCCAUGUAUCUUUACUUAAGCCUUAUGUCUCACCUGUCUCUCCUUCUCCCUCCACAGAAUCCAGCAAUGCAGUAGAUCCCCCUCUCCCUCCGGUGGUCGAGGAUGACUGUCUAUACGGUGAAGGAGAUCCUGAGGUCCCGGUGUCGUGGUGGUCACCUCGAGUACCUAGUCGACUGGGAGGGGUAUGGUCCAGAAGAAAGGUCAUGGGUCCCUCGUGAUAUCUUGGACCUCAACCUCCUCACAGACUUCCACACCCGUCACCCAGAACACCCCGCUCCGCAUGCUAGAGGCUGUCCGCCGCGAUGCCGAAGACCUCGGUCCUCAGGAGCGGACCGUGGAGGGGGGGUUCUGUCACGGGCACGCCGGACCCGACCACGCACCAGCGCACUCGAAUAUUGAGUUCACCUGCACCUCAUUAGUUUCUUUCCUCCUCUCCCCUAUUUAAGAGCACUCUCUCCACUUCCCCAUCUGGUCUCGUUUAGACACCGACUCUAUAGCGCUGACAUUCGUGAGCUUUAGCAUCAUAGCUACUUCCUGUUUUGCCCCGACUACUACCUUCUCCUCCUUUUUUUCUCCUCCACGAUUACUAACUCAACUCGCCUCAGUUGUGAUGGAAGACAUUUAUGGUAAUUAAACUAACAUUAUGGCUACAGGGUAAGUAAUUUUCUAUACUCAAAUGAUCAUGUUGAAAAAAAAUGAAAUGGUUUUUAAGGAAAAUGCCAGAUGCCAACCAGAUGUUGGUAGAUGCCAACAUUUUACAUCUUGUCCAGCCUUAAGUUUUUAAAUGAUUGAGGAUAUUUUAAGCAUAAAUUCUCAUGGCAUCUAACCAGAUUUUUUUUUUUUUAUCUGUCAUUAGAUUUAACAGAUCUCAAGACUUCACUGUCUGUACAUGAUUUAAUCCAGAAGAGUAAAUUAAUCAGUGAAGGUCCAACUGCACAAUAUCGUCUCCUCACAACCAGAAGUAAUCUUGAAAAAGACGGCUCAGUAAGAAAAUGGACCUUUGGACAGAGACAUCAAUAUGCAAAACAAAAUACUACUGAGGGUAGGUGUAACUAGAACAGGCAAAACUACUCUGGUCAAUGCAAUGGUAAAUUAUAUACUAAGCAUCUAAUAUCAAGUUUGACACAAGGUCCUUUGAAAAUAUCAGAAAGGAGUUUGAAAGCAACAAGAAACAGGAAAAGGAGAACACAAGCGUAGAGAAGAGACUGAAGGAAGAAUUGUCCGAGACUGAAAAGGAAAAAGCUGAGCUGCUGGAAGAAUCCUACAUCAUAAUCAUGAAACUGUGAGAUUGCUUUAAAGCCAGAUUCUGCUUUCAUUGUUCAGUCUCUCGACGACUUGAUACCUCAAGCUGAGGAAACUAGAAAAUUCAGCUGUGCUAAGAAACUAAGAGAGCUGAGGAAAAUUCACCAUGAAUCAGAGGAGAGUUAAAGCUGUUAUGGCAUAUACAAGAGCAGGUUUCAUAACCUGACAAAAAGUAAAUAAACAAAUUCAGGAGAUUGAAUAAGGCCAUGUAACAUGAUGUAACACAGAGGUAAUAAUAAACAUAUCUGUAUCAAAUGUGUAUAUUUAUAUUCAAUUAAAAUGCAUUGUUUAUUCAUUAAUGCUAUUGUUUAAUAUUUGACUUUGUUUUGGUAGUCAUUUAAAAAUGUUUUUUGAUGAGCCAUUAUGAUAGUUUAACAUAUAUCAGUUGAAUUUUUUACUUUACGUGUACCAUAUUACUUGUGAAUUUGAACUGUUCAUGCAUAAAUGUUUAUCCUUUUCAUUUAACUUGAUUUAGUGAAUUAGCUCAUAUUGUUGAUUCCAUACUGCUAGUUCUGUGGCACUAUCUGUCUAUCUGAUCUUCCAAAGUAAAUAUCUGGCAAAGGCACUGGGCCUGAGUCAACUCUAACACAAAUCAACAUGUAUUGUAUCUUCAGUAAUUCAAACUUCAAAUUAAUUAAUUAAUAAUAAUAAUAAUCACUCUACAUUGAUUUUGAGAAACAUGAUGGAAAACACAGGAUUACCAGUAGACAAUGUAACAUCCUGAUAAUAUAAAAAAUAAUAAAAAUACCAUAAUGAAUUUCAAUAAAAAUAACACAACCAGUUGUGUGCUCCGAUCUAAUGAACCUUGAUGUGACUCAGUUUCAUAGGGCUAAACAGAUUCUUCGACAUUUUAUUUUAUGCCCUUGAAAUAAAAGGCUUGGGGUCAUUCUAGGAAAAUAGUCAAUAACUGGAUGGUGUAAAGAAGCAACUCCUCAGGUGUUUUAGUCCUCUUAUACCAAAGCAAACUGCCAUACUCAGUGCAGCUUAUACCAUCCAAGAGAAAGACCUAUGACUUGUUGACCCACCAGCUAUUGAACCAUUUAUAUACAACAAAAACCACAGACAUACACUGGAACACACACACACACAAAAUAAGAA